UAGUAUGUAAAAUGGCGGCGUGAGAGAGGCUCGUUCAAAACAGAGCGGUGUUACCUGUGAAGGUGGUUAGCUAGCAUUGUGAAACGUUCUGCUUUACGUGGAGCUGCUUGAGAAUCAUUCGGGGGUAGAGGAAGGAAUCUACAUUCCUGAAAAGAGACGGAGGAAUGGCGAAGAGGAUCGCUGACAAAGAGUUAACGGACAGGAACUGGGAUCAGGAGGAGGAGGGAGAGGAGGCUGGGACGUUUUCUGUCGCCAGUGAAGAUGUGUUGAAAAACCGAGCAAUCAAGAAAGCCAAACGCAGAAACAUUGGAGCAGAGGGGGAGUCGAGUGGAGCAUUCAAAGGUUUUAAAGGUUUUGCCUUGAGCACGGGGACACCGGCGAGUGGAGCCUCCGCUCCAACAGCGUUUUCUGGUUUUGGGAACGGAGGAGGGUUUAAAGGCCUUGGUGGUCUGACAAACGGAAACAGCAUCACACCGUCAUUUGGAGGUUUCUCUGCUCCUGCUGCAGCAUCAACAGCUUCACCUGGUCUGACAUUCAACGGCCCCGCCUCCACCAAGCCCACCGCUGACAUCACAGCCAAGCAGACCAACGGUUCCGCCCCCAGCCCGGCUCAGAGCUCGGGCUCCUGCAGCAGCGGCGGCAGUGUGAGCAACAAGGAGUACAGCCGGCAGCUCACGGCGCUCAACUGCUCGGUGCGCGACUGGAUCACCAAACACGUGAACGACAACCCUCUGUGCGACCUCAACCCCAUCUUCAGGGAUUAUGAGCGCCACCUGGCCAGCAUCGAGCGCCAGUACGGGGCUGGCGCUGCAGACGGGGGCUCAGAGGAGAAGACAUCCACAGCCUCCUCUCCUCCAUCUCCUCCUCCCUCCUCUUCAGCCUCCUCCAGGAGCAGCACGGCGGCUCCGGCUCCUGCAGCAUCUUUGUUCUCCUUCAGUAAAACCACGAUAGACGACUCGGCUCAGAAUAAAAGCACCAGCAGCAGCAGCUCCGGCGUCACGUUUAACUUCGGGCAGAAGGUGGACAGCUCCGUGCUCACCUCCUUAGGGUCCAACUCCACUGCCCCCAGCUUCUCCUUCUCCUCCAGCGCCUCCUCCAGCACCACCUCCUUGUUUGGAGCUCCUGGAUCUGCUGCACCGCUGUCCUUCAGCGGGAACAAGAGCAGUGACGCUCAGCCUGCAGAUGAGAACGGAGACGAGGAGUCGGAGGAGCCGCCGAAACCGGAGGUCAAAGAGGUGAAAGAGGACGACGCUUUCUACUCAAAGAAGUGUAAACUGUUCUACAAGAAAGACAGCGAGUUCAAAGAUAAAGGUGUGGGCACUCUGCACCUCAAACUGACGGAGGAUGGGAAAACUCAGAUGAUCAUCCGCGCCGACACAAACCUUGGAAACAUCCUGCUGAACGUCCUGGUGCAGUCAUCCAUGCUGUUCACUCGGGUCGGGAAGAACAACGUCAUGGUGGUGUGUGUCCCAAACCCAGUCCUGGACGACAAAAACCCAAACAGCCCCGUCCCCCUCCUCAUCCGGGUCAAGACCGCCGAGGAUGCCGACGAGCUCCACAAGACGUUGGAAGAGAAGAAAGGCUGAACCCACCCUCUCCCCCCUGUCCUCCCUGAGCUUUUAGCACCUGGUCAUCCUCCGGACUCAUCACACCGGUUUUAAUCACACGCACAUGUAAACACACCUGUACUUAACUCACCUGGUUAAUCACGUUUCCCUCAGACCCUCACGAUAAAAUUGGUCGUCAUACUGUGAAAUGCGUUUAUUAGAAUCACAAUUAUACAAAGCACGCCGUUGUCGUUGCUUAGACUCGGCUACAUUCCUCCGGUUCGACGCUGCUGCUGCUGUUUUUAUUGGAGAAACAGAACGAUGUAUCUUCUAUCUCAGUGUUUAAUUUUACUGUUUUAAUUUGGUUGUCGAGUGACUGAAAGUGCGAACAAAGAUGAAUAUUAUCGUACGAUCUUUACCACUGAGUUUAUUUUGGGGAAAGCUCCAAAUAAAAAGGUCCAGUCGAUUUGGUUUUACAAAUUAAAUACUUGCAGUAACAGUUUUUUUUUUUUUUAAGUGAACGUGUCGAGGAGUUAGCGUGUCUGUUGUUUUUUGCUCUGGAAACUAUUUAUUGUGUGGGCAGAAUUUGUACUCUCACUGAUUGAACCUUGUGUGAAUGUUUCCCCUGAUGAGCUUCUGAUACCUGCGUGUAAGGGAAGUGCAAAAACAGACCAGCUCUUUAUUUUUAUUUUCAUUUUCUGUAAACAUGGACUCUGUUGUUUUUCCAAGUGUCCUUUGUGUGGCCUUCGGUUCGGCCUUCUGGAUGAGGCAUGCUGUCAUCGUCUGAGAACAUUUGUAAAGACAUUUAUUGGGGAAUAAAAGGAAUCAAACCACAA
This is a messenger RNA of Cheilinus undulatus (humphead wrasse), 2383 nucleotides long. It is a transcript of the gene nup50, whose product is annotated as nucleoporin 50. The transcript has 8 exons. Gene Ontology annotation, biological process: protein import into nucleus. Gene Ontology annotation, cellular component: nuclear pore. Bases 165 to 1586 code for a protein of 473 amino acids. The record is from RefSeq and is a predicted model, not a curated record. Lineage: Eukaryota; Metazoa; Chordata; Actinopteri; Labriformes; Labridae.